UAAGAGCCGAAAGGUCGGGAGGCGGGACCACUCGCACGGGGCGUGAGUGUCGGAAUUCGAUUGGCCAAAGAGAGCCGAGGACCUUCGGAGCGAGCCGAACGUCUCCGACAGCCCCCGGGCAGAGCCGAGGGGCGCCGAGGCGCAGCAAUGGCGGCGGCCGGAGCUGUGGCGGCGGAGAAAAGCGAGGAACCGACGCCAGAGGCCGAUGCGCUGGCCACCGAUGCGCUGGCCGCGGCCCGGGAGCGGUGCAGCCGCUUCUUGAGCGGCCUGGAGCUGAUGAAGCAGGGCGCCGAGGCGCGCGUGUUCCGCGGCCGUUUCCAGGGCCGCGCGGCCGUGGUGAAGCACCGCUUCCCCAAGGGCUACCGGCACCCGGCGCUGGAGGCGCGGCUCAGCCGGCGGCGGACCGUGCAGGAGGCCCGGGCGCUGCUCCGCUGCCGCCGUGCAGGAAGGGAGCUGGGAGUUGAAUUCGUCCUUCUGACUUGGAAGAUGAAUCUGGAAGCCAGUACACUGCUUGGCCUCCUGUUUGGAUCCUUAUCAGGGAUAUCUGCCCCAGUUGUCUUCUUUGUGGAUUAUGCUUCCAACUGCUUAUUCAUGGAAGAAAUUGAGGGCUCGGUGACUGUUCGAGAUUAUAUUCAAUCCACUAUCGAGACUGGAAAAACUCCUGAAAGUCUCCUUGGCUUAGCCAAGACUGUGGGGCAGGUUUUGGCUCGCAUGCACGAUGAGGACCUCAUUCAUGGUGAUCUCACCACCUCGAACAUGCUCCUGAAACCCCCCCUGGAGCAGCUGAACAUUGUGCUCAUCGACUUUGGGCUGAGUUUCAUUUCAGCACUUCCGGAGGAUAAGGGGGUUGACCUCUACGUGCUGGAGAAAGCCUUCCUCAGCACCCAUCCCAACACCGAGAGUGUGUUUGAAGCCUUUCUGAAGAGCUACUCCGCCUCCUCCAAAAAGGCCAAGCCGGUGCUCAAAAAAUUAGAUGAAGUGCGCCUGAGAGGAAGAAAGAGGUCCAUGGUCGGGUAGAAGGAUGCGUGUGACAGCCACGGACAGUUAAGCUAUUUACCUCACAGUAAAUUUGAAGAAGUGCUAAGAGUGUGGAUUACACCUAAAAAAAAGUAUUGGGAUAUUUUUAAGUGCUGUCUGCGUUCAUGCUUGUUAAGUGUCAUUAUCACCUACACUGGACUGUUCUCAGGAGCUUACCAUGUCCAUAAGCCAUGUUCUAGACCAGGGUGGGCAGCAUCUGGCCUGUGGGCCGCGUAAGACCUGCAAAACCAUUUGAUCUGGCCCUGCCAAUGUUUGAUCAAAUAUAGCGGGCUAAUUUUUAAGUUGAUAAUUUUGUAUGACCUGCAAAUGAUGAUAUAAUUAUUCAAAUGGCCCAUGGCAGGAAAAAGGUUCCCCACCACUGUUCUAGACAACUGAGUACAAAAUAAACCUAGGACAGGCUUUCUCCUCAGGAGCAUGGGCAUGGCAAUAAAAAACAUUGACCCACAUGAUGAGAAGAGUGUCCUCUGUUCAUUCCUGGGGAGACGAGAACAAAGUCUCGGUGACAGUGCAUCUAUACCGGCCUUUUAAACCAGUGUUGUUUGUUGUGUUCAUGACAUUCCUCUUGGAAUCAGUGUAGUGGGAUACAAGCAGCAUUUUAAAAAUAAAGUAGAAUCAGAAUAAAGUAGAAUGUGCAUUACAUGGAGUAUUGUCAGUACUGUUUUAUAAGACUUAUUUAUAUAUGUGUAUAUAGACGAGUAUGUACUGGGUUUUGAUGUAAAAUAUAUUUUGAGACUUAUGGUGAAAAAGAUGAAAAAUACUGCUUAACUCCAAUUUCCCUUUAAAAAGCUUUUAUACAACA
This is a messenger RNA of Myotis myotis, 1837 nucleotides long. It is a transcript of the gene TP53RK, whose product is annotated as TP53 regulating kinase. The record is from RefSeq and is a predicted model, not a curated record. The transcript has 3 exons. NCBI's taxonomy places the organism in Eukaryota, Metazoa, Chordata, Mammalia, Chiroptera, Vespertilionidae. The coding region runs from base 148 to 1017 and encodes 289 amino acids. Gene Ontology annotation, biological process: protein phosphorylation. Gene Ontology annotation, cellular component: nucleus; cytosol; EKC/KEOPS complex. Gene Ontology annotation, molecular function: protein serine/threonine kinase activity; ATP binding.